This is a messenger RNA of Fimicolochytrium jonesii, 1161 nucleotides long. RefSeq lists its product as uncharacterized. Lineage: Eukaryota; Fungi; Chytridiomycota; Chytridiomycetes; Spizellomycetales; Powellomycetaceae. Bases 1 to 1161 code for a protein of 386 amino acids. The record is from RefSeq and is a predicted model, not a curated record. The transcript has a single exon.
AUGGGAGCCCUUUCGUCUUUUUCGCGUGUUGCUCGACCGUCCCACUUCAGAAUAGGUGCUGCGGCUUUCUUCAUUAUUUUCGUACUUCUGGUCUUGAAGUACCACGCCAAUUAUGCCACCGCUCCUGCAUCCGUGGCACAAACGACGCGAACAGCACCCCAAGAAUACUCGAAAAAGAUCUUCGCACCUGUCCAAGAUUCGACUGCCCAUCCAUCGUCGGCGGCGGUAUCGGUGUUUCCGGGGAAAGUCCAUCUCAUUGCCACGGCAACAACGACGGGAGAAGGCUUCUGCCGGCUAUUGAAAUCCGCCCUCGCGAAUGACUGGAAUAUGACGGCCCUGUAUUACGGCGCGGACAAGUCUGGCAAGCUUAUCAAAGUAGAGGCAGUCUACGAUUUCCUGAAGCUUUCGAAUCUGGCCGACGAUGACGUUAUUGUGAUGGUCGACGGAUUCGAUGUGCAUGUGCACCGCGGACCCGAGAGCGUUCUGCAGAGUUUCCUGGAGUUCGACUCGCCCAUUGUGUAUAGUGCCGAAAAGACGUGCUGGCCGUACAUCUAUCCUCCAUGGGGUGUGCAACAGAUGGACAAGUGCCAAGUGGUUCCAAACUCUACUUUGUCCGCGGACGUUUACGGUCCUGAGACGGACAGCAUUCCACCUCAGAUCGACAAUGCUGGGGAUCCUACAACUCGUCCUCGUUGGCUGAAUUCGGGCAUGCUGAUGGGUCGGGUAUCCGCACUACGCAUCCUCUACGAGGAUAUGAUGGCGGAAGUGAGAGGAGGCACAUCGUGGUCGGGUGGAAACUACUUAGACGACCAAGCCCUGGCAUUCGAGCGACACUUAAAUGGUACCUUCGGGAUCACGCUCGACUACCCGGCCUCGAUCUUCAUGAACCUUGACAAGAGUGAAGGCGACAUCACAUGGGUCUUGAAUGACGCUCGCCGCCCGCGAGAAAGGGCUGCUUUGGUGAACCGAAUCUCGGGUACCUCUCCGGCAUUUUUCCAUUACAACGGCCAGGGGAAAGGUCUUCAGCACGUCUUCUGGCCAAAACUUUGGUUUCAACAAGCCCGGUCGACGUAUAAAUUAUCCGAAACCGAUGGCUUCACAGUAGCUACACCAGAUGGAAGAUGGGUGUCGUUUCAGGAGGCGUGCGAUGGACAAAUUUGA